This is a messenger RNA of Letharia columbiana, 456 nucleotides long. RefSeq lists its product as uncharacterized. The transcript has a single exon. The coding region runs from base 1 to 456 and encodes 151 amino acids. Lineage: Eukaryota; Fungi; Ascomycota; Lecanoromycetes; Lecanorales; Parmeliaceae. The record is from RefSeq and is a predicted model, not a curated record.
AUGUUAAAGCCUGGAGAAUCUUGUUUCGGGUACGGUGACCGCGAUGAUGGCAACGCGACUUCCACGUAUGCGUCCAACUCACGGAUUCCCAUAAGCGUAGAGACUUUCAUUGAUGGCCUGCCUCCACUUACGAACGUAACCGUCUCCGUAUCGCCUCAGACAUCUGGGACAGCUGGUGCGACGUCCGCGCCAUCUUCCAUAGCGUCUACUUCGACUUUAAACACGGGUCAACCAAGCGCGCCUUCCGAGAAGAGCGCCGCUGGCCGAAUCCGGCCAGCUUUUGCAAAAAUUUGCAUGCAUUUUGAGAUUCUCCACGACAUGAUUUUGACCGUCGUUGCUGAGUUCCAUCCUCUACUGAACAACUAUGCUUCUACUCGCAGUACCGCUCGCGCUGCUUACAUGAACUCGGAACCUCACACUGCCUCUUGGGGUGGCCUUAUCGUGCUAAUGUCUUAG